Trichogramma pretiosum is the source of this 1216-nucleotide messenger RNA. RefSeq names its product probable methylthioribulose-1-phosphate dehydratase. Lineage: Eukaryota; Metazoa; Arthropoda; Insecta; Hymenoptera; Trichogrammatidae. The record is from RefSeq and is a predicted model, not a curated record. The coding region runs from base 250 to 984 and encodes 244 amino acids. Gene Ontology annotation, molecular function: metal ion binding; methylthioribulose 1-phosphate dehydratase activity. The transcript has 5 exons. Gene Ontology annotation, cellular component: cytoplasm.
ACUACGCGCGCCACCAAUCGCAACGCCGUUGUUUGCACAUUAUAUAUCAUAAGUAAUCGUCAGACGUAGCUUUCAAUUAACUCUUGAUAAAUUCGGAUCUGCCUUCUACGUUCCAGCGGUUCGAACGUCGUUCCGAACAGUCGUUCGUCGUUCGAAACAGUCGCGAUCGCUGCUGCAUCUCGCAAGUCCGAGAUCGUUCCUACAAACUGACAAGUGAUAAAAGCUUCAACUGUGCCGUCCACCGCAGCGAUGCCGGAAUCCGUCAAGAUGGAUCAUUUCGAUGAAAAUUUUGACAAAGAGCAUCCAAAAAAUCUGAUACCGGAAUUAUGCCGACAAUUUUAUCAGCUUGGCUGGGUCACUGGAACUGGGGGUGGCGUUUCCAUAAAGCACGAGGAUAAAAUAUACAUUGCACCAUCUGGAGUGCAAAAAGAAAGAAUCCUUCCAAAUGAUAUGUUUGUUCAAGACAUCGACGGCAAAGAUUUGGAGUUACCUCCGCCGGAGAAGAAAUUAAAAAAAUCUCAAUGUACCCCUCUUUUCAUGUGCGCUUAUACAUUUAGAAACGCUGGAGCUGUCAUUCAUACUCACUCGAAAUUCGCCGUUAUGGUAACUCUUCUUUGGCCUGGCAGAGAAUUUCGCUGCACUCAUCUGGAAAUGAUUAAAGGCAUCCGAAACCAAAAACUUGGUAGAUCAUAUCGCUAUGACGAAGAACUUGUUGUACCAAUAAUUGAAAACACUCCUUUCGAAGAGGACUUGAAAGACAGAAUGGCCGAAGUUAUUCAAGAUUAUCCGGAAACAUGCGCUGUACUCGUUCGUAGGCAUGGAAUUUAUGUCUGGGGCGAUUCAUGGCAACAGGCCAAGACGAUGACUGAAUGUUAUGAUUACCUUUUUGAUAUUGCUCUACAAAUGAAAGAUGCUGGGUUGGAUCCAAUGAUGACUCCAGAAAAACAUGAAUUGAAAUAUCAAAGAAAAACAACCCAGGUAUAAAGGUUUUUUGGCAUGUACAAAAACUAAUUGUAAUUGGCAACGAUCAUGUUUUAUAUAUAUUUAUAUAUAUGUAUGUAUAAUGUAUAAUUUACAUGUUGAGAAUAAUUUACAAUUUUUUUUACUGUUUGUACAAAGUAUAAAGUGCAAAUACUUAUUUAGUAUAAAUUGAGUUUCAGAAUUUAUAACGAAAGUUUGUCGUUACAUGUAAAACAUAAUAAAGUGCAAAAAUCAA